UUCACAACGGAUGCUUGUAGGUAGGUAACACCUCCUGAGCCCUUUUAUAAGCGGCGAGAUCCCCCCGGUCGGCAUAUAUAUGCACAGCUCUUACCCAUACAGCCUCUCGCCUGUGCCCGUGUAUGUAUGUGUGAGACAUUUGGACCUAUACAACAUGCGCAUGUCUGUAAUCCUGCCGCUUCAUCAACACGAGCAACCUUUUCGCUAUCAUGUAAGCGUGCGCCUGGCAUGUUUCGCCCAACAGCUCGCUCCUCCACACCCCGGACACCAGAUCCUAUCCGCCUCGUACGGACCCGCCAUCACUCCGCCCUCGACCGUCAAGGGCGAAUCUGACACACACACACAUGCAGCAUCCUCGUGGUGUGCGUGUAUGCACGCGCUAGUCUGCGCGAUGUUGGAGACAAGGCGGUUAUAUGGAUGCCUAGCCGCAAACCUGUUCACAUACCGCCAUAAUACCCUCCGACCCUUACCAUCUACAUCCUCGCCUACAUUCUCGAAGUGUUGGGCUAGGUCAGAUAGGUAUUUCGCGAGCGUCAUCGUCUCAAGUCGGGGCCUGCCCUUGCGACAACGUGGAUCUCAGGUCGCUAGACGCCCACCUACCUACAUUUUGGAACCCGGUGCCACUGGUGAGGCUACUCCUUAUCUCGCUAACAAAUCUGAAACGUGGGUUUCCUACGUCUCCGUGUACACAUACACAUGUAUGGAUGUACAUAUGUGUGUUUAUACGUGGGUGUUUGUUCUGGUGGAUUCCGCGUUGUAUACGUCCAACCGCCACGGCCAUCACACAUUCAUGCGCCCAAUACGCCUAGUAUGGUAUAGCAGGGUAUAGAUGACGGCGCAUGGGGAGAGGGGACGUCCCACGGGGGCAUGUCUAGCAAGAUCUAACCGAGAGAGUCGAGAGUGCCGACUGACGAAAGCUCACAGGUCCCGCGAGCGAGACUACUUAUGCCACAUAUAGACUAUGGACUACUGCACGCAUAGUAUCUCACGCAGCGGCUUGAUGAUACGCACAAUUGGUAUCUAGUUUCUAUAUAUAUAGUUACCAAGUCCAAGCGGAUAUCUCAAGACGUCGUUGUCAACCAACCCUUUCGUUGCUU
Molecule: messenger RNA, 1097 nt
Organism: Durotheca rogersii
Lineage: Eukaryota; Fungi; Ascomycota; Sordariomycetes; Xylariales; Xylariaceae
Exons: 2
Coding region: 80-829 (249 amino acids)
Source: RefSeq, a predicted model, not a curated record